Phytophthora infestans T30-4 is the source of this 2343-nucleotide messenger RNA. RefSeq lists its product as uncharacterized. Bases 1 to 2343 code for a protein of 780 amino acids. NCBI's taxonomy places the organism in Eukaryota, Oomycota, Peronosporomycetes, Peronosporales, Peronosporaceae. The record is from RefSeq and is a predicted model, not a curated record. The transcript has a single exon.
AUGGCUUUCAAACAAGAUUUUAACGAUGGCAAGUGGCCUUUCGGUGGCGAAGGCGGCUCGAAUGAUGUCCCUACACCAGCCGGGGCUGCGUGUGUCAAGAUAAGUAAGAUUCUGGCCUCGGCAGAUGAGCACGCAGGCGAGUAUUCGUUCGGUGGCGUAGCGGAUGCGCUCCCAGUCAUGCCUGGACUAUUCAUCAAUGGUGUGGGGUUCAUUCCUCUACCACUUGCCCCUGAACAUGCAGAGAAGCUGAUCGCUAAAUGUGCUAAAUCUCCUUUCGGACACAACUUGGACACGAAGAUGGACGACAGUGUCCGGAAGAGUUGGCAGUUGCAACCUGAUCAACUGGAGCUCAGAAAUCCGUUGUGGCAAGGAGGAAUUGAGAAGUUAACGGAGACGAUCGCUGCUCGCUUGGGUUACAAGGGUGUUCCAUUGAACUGCGUCCUCUACAAGCUGCUCGUGUAUGGAGAAGGAGGUCACUUCCUGAAACAUCAAGAUACCGAAAAGGAGGACGGAAUGAUUGCGACAUUGGUAGUCCAGCCACCAAGUACCCACGAAGGCGGAGAUCUCGUAGUGUAUCGAAACGGACAAGUGGAACACCGUCACGAUUUCGGCAAAAUCGACGGCACUGCAGCUUAUUUACCACACUACGCCGUGCACUAUUCGGAUGCUGAACAUGCUCUGGAGGACGUGACGAAGGGGUAUCGCCUUGCUUUGGUGUACUCAAUUUGCCUUCCAUCGUCCUUGCAGAGCUUGAAACGAGACCCCAACGUGACCAUGAGCGCUGAGCUCGCCAACGCGUUCAAAGAAAUGGGACCGGAAGACGGAUCAUUCGCGUUGCUACUUUCACACGAGUAUACUAAAAAGAGCAUUGGGGAGUUGGGAUCUGGAGCUCUAAAAGGUAUUGACAGUGCACGAUUCCGGGUUCUUGAAGAAGCGAAUGAGUCUGUUCCAGCUGAUAAGAAACUUCGGUUCUUAAUUGUAAAAAUCGCUAUUCAAGUCGACAAUCAACUAGAUGAGGAAGGCUGGAUGCGCUAUGGCUACGAGCAAGCGCUGCACUGGUACUUGACUAGCGGAACAGAUCUGGGACACUGGAAAAACGAAAUUCUGUCCAAGAAACUCAAUUUUCUGAAUCCUAGUCACGAAACAUUACUUCAAUUUUGGAAGGCGUUUGGGAACACAGAAGACGUGUAUACGGGUAAUGAAGGGCCUAUCAAAAGCACAAAAUACGGAAGGUUUGCGAUCAUUGCAUGGCCUGCUGUUCGCCAUUUGGAGAACGUGGCGAACCUCAUGUCUGCGGAGCUGGCUGUUGAAGAGUUAGCUUCACGUAGACCUGUCGAUGCUACCGCGCUACAUAAUCUUCUUGACACAACCACUACCAAGUAUGGCUGGGGAGAAGUGUCCACCUGGAGACGUGUUCCUAAGGCAUCAGUCAGAUUUUGCCGCACGUUUUGUGAGCUACUGGUUGAUUCGAAUGAUCUCGAGUUGACGAAGUUGUUUCUCACCAAUUUUUGCCCGAAACUCGGAUUUUUGACUGGCAAUUCAACGUUGAUCCCAGUGAUGAUCAAACUCGCGCGUGUAUUUGCGUGGGACGACGUUGGUGUUUUAUUGCUAAACGUUUUGGGCAACAGAACGAACGAAUACAACUAUUUCGCAGACCCCGGUGAAUCGGACAUGGAAGUGUUGUUGCAUGUAGCUGGAGGCAUAGAUGAUGGCAUCGCUAAGCUAAGUUUGAUCGAGGCGGCAAUAGCUAAAGAUGACUAUUUCUUGUCGUCAGUUGAAGCUGUUGACGUUUUGUGGAGUGUUGUCCGUUCUGGAGAUAAACAAUCGUUUGACUUGAUUAUAAGCAAAAUUCAGAAACGGGACCCACGUGAGCUUGGACCAUUUGUCGAGGUUUUUUCACGCCACCUAACUGAUUAUGAUGAAUCGACUGCGCAGCGUGGAGUACUCCAGGGGAUUGCUGACAAGAGGAUGCAAUGGCUGAAAAGAGAGAUUGAGAGACUGGAAAAGAUUGACAAGGAGUUUUCGUGGAGAAUGCCCUACGCUGAAGACCCCGACUAUCCUAGUUUUGAAGACUUUCUGCGUGGUCCAGAUCGAUUCUGGAUCAUGAAAGGAGUACCAACAUGGGAUGGAGAUGUACAAGAGUUUACUGGACCGCGCGAGGUGAAGAAGUACGCUAAGAGGUGUCUGUUUGAAGGUCAGUACGAGUCGUCGUAUACAGCCGAAGCUAAGGCAGGUGAAACACUUUUUGUGACGAUCACGAAGACGCGGAAGUGGUUCGAGGAUUCCCAGGUGAAAUUGGCUCAGUACCAAACCGAGUUGUCGCGCCUGAGCACAAUCUACUGA